AUGCCAAAACUGGCAAUUUUUUACAUGGCAAUCUUAAAGUUAACUAGAACUAGAGGAGCUGACAGUAGCAGGGUAAUUUUAAUUUAAGGAAAAUGGUUGAAUAUCAAUACUGAUAUCAAAAAAAAAAUAAAUAAAAUAAGGUCCUGAAAACUUUUUUGGGCCACUAGUGUACUGAAAAAUAGUUGGCUGGGUCUCUUCCAGUCCGCCCCUGUAAAAUACCUAUUUACUAGUGUAUAAUGUAAUGUGUCAAACAGUAUAUAAUGUUAAUGCAAAUUUUUAUGUGGAUUAAGUAAGAUCGAGGGAGUUCUAUUUUUUUUUCAAUAGUUGAUUUUCUGUGAAAAUCUCAUUUUCAAUAUUUCUUAAUGUACAAGCCAUUCAUUUUGAUGUUUUAUCACUAGAUAUACCGCUGUAAAAAAAAUCCCAAAUGUUAAUAAAUAUGGCGUAAAACCGAAGAUACGAAAAAAACGAUUCAUAGUUUUUAUUGUUAACAUAUUACCGUUUAUAUAUGUAUUCAAGGGUGUAAUAUUUGAAUAGUAUAAUUAUUAUAACUUUCGCAUACUCGUAUUUGUAUAAUUUUAUUUUUUAUUUUUAAAUGUUAUCAUUAUUGAACACAAGUAUAGAUACAGGUUACAAUAUGUUUUUUAAUUUUGCUGGAUGCCUUAGUAAUUGGCUCUUUAUGUAUAUAGUUUUAAAAUCGUUCUUGUAUACAAAUAUAGUUUUAAUGUCAAACAAAGUCUAGACCGCUAUCCGAGCGUUAAAUUUAAGAAUAAAAAAAAUUAGUAUGUAUUAUACGUAAAAUAAUGUUCCGUUAUCGAAACCGUCGGGAUGGACGCAUAACAAUACUUUAAUGUAUAUAUAUAUAUAUAUAUAUAUAUUUGAAAUGUAUUUGAAGAGUAUAUUAUGAUGAAAUAUAAAGACUAUUAUCACGUACGUAAAUAUGAAAAAUUGAAAAAUUCCAUCAUUAAUCUACAGCGCUUGUUUAUACCUAUAAUGUUGGUCAUUAAAUCAAUGCAAAUUAAAUCAAAGUACCAAUGCUCAGUAUGCAAUUCGAAAAAUGCGCAAUGAGUUUGUCUAGACUAAAAGUCAUUUAAGUCACAUUAAUAGAAGAAGGAGUUAAUAGCGUAUAUUUUUAUUUUUCUGUAGCUUAUAAAGGGCUACAGAAAAAAUUUGUUUUCAGUGUUUUUGUUUUAGUUCGUGUACAGGCAAUUUUAACUAUUAUUGAACCAUAUAGUCGUCAGUCAUGUUAUAUAUCAACGUAAGUACAAUAUUCAAUUAUUAGUAUAGGUACACUAUAUUCCGUACAAAAAUGUAUGAUGAAUAUGUUUUAGCCAUACCUCUGUUUUCGUAAUUUAAAUGUCUUAUUGUGUUUUAAUACUUUUAUUUUUGUUUUAUAUUAAAAUAAUACAAUUCAUAUCUUAAAUGUAGAUCCAUAAAACAUUGUAUAUGUUCACGAAUCAAUAUUUCUUACAACAAUAUGGAUAUUAUAUUUGAUUUUUAUUUUUUUAUUACACUUAUUCAUACUAUUUAUCAUUAUAUCAUCAUAUUAACGUUACCUAUAAAUAUAACCGACAUUUUUCAAUAGAUCACUAACGAUACAAAUUAGAUUAGUAGGUAAAUUAAAUGUAUUAAUUCAAUUUUUAUUUAAAACACAACAAGAACUCAGAUAGUGUUUAAAUCAUCAUUAUUAAUUAUUAUUUUUGCAUUAUGUUUCUAUAUAUAGGGCAUCUUGCUGUUAUUUUGUGUAUCGUGUUUAGCAUGCUUCGACAAAAAACCGCUGAAAGAACAUAAUAUUUUAUUUAACGGUUACAAAUUAAUUUUUCCGAUAAAAAAAAACCAUACUGUAAUCAAUCGUCCUCCAUCAACUACACCUUCACCGACAUAUUUUACGGUUCCUACUGAACUAACUAGAGUGUCAGAGUCUGUGUCUACUCUACUUCCAGUCACACAACAACAGAAUCCUGUAACUCCACAAGUAAUACUGUUGUAUCCACCACAAACAGAGCAGUCUUCAUCUCAACAAAAUGUGCCGUUUGUGAACGCUCCGAAUUAUACCACAGCAUUACCUCCACAGCAUGAACAACAGUAUCUACUGCAACAAGGACAGCUGUAUGGACCUCCAUCAAAUGUGCAAUAUCCAUCACAAGAUAAGCAGUAUUCUCCACAGCCAGAACAGCAGCAUUCCUCGCAUCAAGAACCACUGCAGUUUCCACCGAAACAAGAGCCACAAAAUCCUACACAACAAAGGCCGCUAUAUGCAUCUCCGCCAGAUAUUAAAUAUCCAUCACAACAGGAACCACUGCAGUUCCUACCACAACAAGAACCACUACAGUUCCUACCACAACAAGGACAACAGUAUCAAAUAAAACAAGGAACACAAUAUGUACCUUCACCAGAUGUACAAUAUCCGUCACAACAAGGAUUACAGUUCCCACUGCAACAAAGACCGCAAUAUGCUCCUCCACCAGAUGUACAAUAUCCGCAACAACAAGGAUUACAGUUCCCACUGCAACAAGGACCACAAUAUGCACCUCCAACAGAUGUGCAAUAUCUAUCACAAGACCAGCAGUAUUCCCUGCAACAAGAACCGCUGCAGUUUCCACCGGAACAAGAGCCACAAAAUCCUACACAACAAGAACCGCAUUAUUCACCUCCAUCAGAUGUACAAUAUCCGUUACAACAAGAACAAGAGUAUUCUCUACAACAAGAACCACUGCAGUUCCUACCACAACAAGGACAACAGUAUCAAAUAAAACAAGGAACACAAUAUGUACUUCCACAAGAUGUGAAUAAUCCGCCACAAGGAUUACAGUUCCCACUGCAACAAGGAACGCAAUAUGCACCUCCACCAGAUGCACAAUAUCCGUUACAACAAGAACAGGAGUAUUCUCCACAACAAGAACCACUGCAGUUCCUACCACAACAAGAACCGCAUUAUUCACCUCCAUCAGAUGUACAAUAUCCGUUACGUUCCUACCACAACAAGAACCGCAUUAUUCACCUCCAUCAGAUGUACAAUAUCCGUUACAACCUACCACAACAAGAACCGCAUUAUUCACCUCCAUCAGAUGUACAAUAUCCGUUACAACAAGAACACAAUAUCCGUUACAACAAGAACAACAAUAUCCGCCACAACAAGAACAACAGCAGUCGCCACAACAAGAACCACUGCAGUUGCUACCACAACAAGGACAACAGUAUCAAAUAAAACAAGGAACACAAUAUGCACCUCCACAAGAUGUGAAUAAUCCGCCACAACAAGGUUUGCAGUUCCCACCGCAACAAGGACCGCAUUAUGCACCUCCACCAGAUUUGGAAUAUCCUUUACAACAAGAAAAAGUGUAUGAAUAUCUGAAUCAUCAAAGACCGCAGUAUGAACUUCCACAAAAUGUGCAAAAUGCGUCACAACAAGAACCGCAUAAUCUAACACAACAAGGACCGCAUAAUUCAACACAACAAGGAACACAAUAUGAACCUCCACAAGAUGUGCAAAAUCCGUUACAACAAGGGUUGCAAUUCCCACUGCAACAAGGACCGAAAUAUGCACCGCCACCAGAUUUGGAAUAUCCAUUACAACAAGAAAAAGUGUACGGACCACAGCAUUACCAAUGUAUUCUUUUUAAUGAUUACGGACCGCCCGUACGUUCAAAUAAGCAACAAUACACAGGACCUACUAAAGAAUAUUAUUUUGACCGUCAAAAUGUCGUCUACAAUCAACAGCUGUGUAAGGUAUAUUUUCAACGAUCACAUCCGUACGAUUCUCAGUAUUUUUACAAUUACCACCCGGCUCCGUAUAAUUUCCAUCUGCAGCCAAAACUAUUUUCAAACGUUCCUCCUAAAUUUAUUUUACGGCCAGAGAACGUAAUGGCUUGA
Messenger RNA from Cinara cedri, 3870 nucleotides. Lineage: Eukaryota; Metazoa; Arthropoda; Insecta; Hemiptera; Aphididae. The record is from the annotation of a GenBank genome assembly.